Ciona intestinalis (vase tunicate) is the source of this 4572-nucleotide messenger RNA. Lineage: Eukaryota; Metazoa; Chordata; Ascidiacea; Phlebobranchia; Cionidae. The record is from RefSeq and is a predicted model, not a curated record.
CAGUUUAAAAGUAAGGCAUAUUAUUUGCAAUUUGCAUUUGUUAAGUGAAAUAUUGUAAAAGUGAUUCAUAUAACUCAGUAUUGGCUACUGUACAUUUGAGACUUUGUCACAUUUCAGAAUAGUUAAAUUAACUGUAUGCUUGUUUUUCGCAUGCAUUUUAUUAUUAAAACCUAUUUUGUGGUAAUCAGUUUCCUUUUAUCAAAGGGCAAGGGAAGUCUGAUUCCAUGUGUGUGCAAGUGUAGAGGUUUAUAUUACACCAUGUAAACUUAUCUAUCUAAUUACUGCUCCACCAAAAGCAUCCCAUAAUGAUGGACGGACCAAACUAUUUGUUCCCUAACGAUAACAGUCCUGGUCGGAAAGUAAUCGGGCACGCGGCAAACCAAAGUAUUCGUCCGUACAACACCAACCAGGAGUAUCUUUAUGCUAUGAGAGAGGACCUUGCAGACUGGUUUAAGGGCCUUUAUGCUGUUGAAAUUAACGUGAACAACUUCUUUGAAAUCCUUGAGACAGGGACGUUACUUUGUCAGCAUGCUAAUAACAUUACUACAUGCGCUGACUAUAUGAUCAAACAUAAUGUGAAACUUAAUCUACAAAAUAUCAACAAAGUGCCGAAGAAAUUCAUUGUUUUUAAUCAGGGUAAAUAUGUGCGUGCAAGCAGUUUCUUUGCACGCGACAAUAUUGCGAACUUUAUCAACUGGUGUCGACAUGAAAUUGAAAUUUCCGAAAGCGUUAUGUUUGAGACGAAUGAUCUUGUGUUACGUCAUAAUGAAAAGAACGUUAUUCUGUGUCUCUUGGAGGUUGCGAGAAGAGGAAGUAAAUUUGGGGUUCCAGCUCCAGUCCUCGUCCAGAUGGAAGAAGAUAUUGAUAAAGAGAUUGAACUUGAGAAAGAAGCAAAGAAGAACAAUCGAAAACCACCCAACCCUCCUCAGCAGAAAGUUACGUGCGACUUUAAAUCAUUGGACGAAAUGGUUCAAUACAUUCUUGGCAUGUGUACUUGUCCAAGUCAGUUUCCAAUGGUGAAGGUUGCAGAUGGGAAAUAUAAAGUGGGGGACUCUGAAAGUCUCAUCUUUAUGAGGAUUCUGCGCCAACACGUGAUGGUGCGGGUUGGUGGGGGUUGGGAUACAUUGGAACAUUACCUCAAUAAGCAUGACCCUUGUAGAUGCAUGCGGCAUAGGACAGAUAAGAAACUUUCACCCAGACACAGUCGCACCCAAAGUACGCCAGCAACAGCAGUUCAACAACAACAACAACAGCAACAGCUUAGUGUUGCGAAACCACAACCCAGUGUUACUAAACAACCACAAACACCCAGGAACCGACAAUUGCUUGCAUCUAAAAGACUCGCGCAAAGUCACUCAAACCUGAUGGAUUUAUCAAGCAAUAGAAGCCAAAGCACAGUUCAACGAAGGUCUGUGAACCAACCAAGGCCAUCAUCCACCACUCCAAGGCAAAACAACAGAAAUAGUAUGAGCUCAUUCACGCCAAGAUCGUCCGAAGUAUCACCAACACGUAGUGGAAGGACAAGCACACAAAACAACGAUGUGUUUGCAAGACUAAGUCGCCCCAAAAGUACCCCCCCCAUACAACGUGAGUCGCGUACGCACACAAAUGAUCAACUGAUGGUACAAAGGAAUAAAACAGGGACUCAUAAAGUGAAGAGAACCUCAGACAGCAGCCCAAAAUCUCCACCUUCUGCAUUCAAUGGCUCAAGAACCGAUCGUCCGAAGUCCACAGUAUCCACACCUCGUACAUCGAGGGUAAACAGAAGUUCAAUAAUGAAGGAUAAUUCACCUAAUCAGAGGAACUCAGGUUCAGCCCGUAACUCAAACACAAGGAAGAACAGUGACUCGACUGCGAGCAUGAGAAAAUCGUUGUCAACACCGUUAUCCCCAUCAGCUGGCGACAGAGAGCUACAAAUGUUACAGGCGUUCGAGAAAGAAUGUCUUUCCAACCAAGUGUCAUUGCUUACUGUGGAUACUGAUAGUGAGGUUUCGCAAGCAUUUGGUUCUUCCUUCACCUCGGAUGACCUUGAGGUUGCCGUUCACCUUGAAAGAAAGAACUCGGAUGAUUUAAACAACUCAGCCACACGUAACAGCAACUAUGGCUCACUACCGAGACCAAGAAAAGAAAAACGAGACUCAACAGAGCGUCGAAGUCGCAUUCCCACCCCUGUGUCCUUCAGUAGAUCUUCCCUCAAUAAAAGUGUUGAUAUCGACCUACAUCCUAAGCAAGCAGAUAAAACCAUGGAUAAGAAACCACAAACAACCCACAAGUCUCACUCCUUGGAUCUUACUCAACAAAUAGCCCCUAGUGGACAAAACCGGCCGACGAGAGCCCCCUUGACGACAAACCCCCUCACGAGUAACAGCGUACCGUCAAUAUCUUCCUUUGCUCACGAACUCCAGGUCCGGCGUCGGCAAAUGAGCAUUGAAAGCAUUGAUUCCGACACUGGGAACAUUCCUGUCAGUGCGUUCACUAAAACCUCUUACAACGGGAGCCCUCCUAAAUCACCAAUGGUAAAUGGCCACCCUAAGUCAUUCGUGCAUAUCGACCAUGAUAAUGUAAGUUCAGCCAUCCUGUCAACCCCUGAAUUAUCCCCCAUCUCACCCACUUACCCCGACGCAUACCAGCAACAAUCGGACAACUACAAACCUUACGAUCAAAACAAAAACAUUCUGACGAACCGAUCUUUACAGAGGGCCUCCCAAAUACCUGAACACAUACUACAAACGUGUGGCCUCACUAACCAGAACUUUAACUUUAAAAACACAACGCAAAAUGGCCACCGGGUAGCACCAGUAAGGCAGUCGAAAUCCCGUGAGCCACAAUGGGUGUAAAUCUAAAGUAGCUUCAGUUGUCUGUACCCCUUGCCCACACUACCCAGUUCAUAUUUUACAAUAAGCACUAACACACGCACACAUAACAUGCCCAGUACAGCUUUUAACUUCAUUUACUAUCAGGGCAGAAAAAAGUUUAAAACUAAACAUUUAACGCUUUUUUGUACAAGGCUCUAAACAUCAUAUUAUUACUUGUUAGGAGAAAUUUAAUAGCGGUAUGCCCUUUUCAUACAAUUUUUUAGAGUUUGCUUUUUAAACAACCACCCUUUAAUUCUAUAUGAGUAAGGUCUUGCGACGAGGGAUGUUGGGUACUUAGACAAGAGUUGGUCUGUCACCAUAACACCCAUAAGAGUAUAACAGCAUCUAUAACUUAUAAAAGUUCAUGUAAACUGAAAUUUAGUUUAGUUAACUCCUAUUUCUUUUUCUCCGAGCAACUUUUUAUUCUCUGAUAGCAGCCGAAACAUAGAUAUCUUAGAUUAAACAUAGAUUUGAUAUAAGUCAAAUGUUAAUAAUAUUUUCACACAUCCUAUAUUCAACACAUUUUUAUAACAACACCCUUACCAUAGGCGCCAAACCUGGGGUGGCGGGGUGGGUAGGUCAACCCUAGAGUUUUAUACACCGUUUUAAUCAGUAAACAUUACAACCAAUGAAGCAAAAUUUCAUUUUUUUUACAAUAUUUUGUGUCUAACUAUCCCUGCCUCCCCCCAAAAAGUCCGACACCUAUGUUAUCCACCACAUUCUAUCUUCACCAUUUACAAAAUUCUAAUAUUUAUUUAUUAAUUUUAUUCUUUCCCCUCCAGCAACAUAAUAUUGUGUUUCAUAUUAAUCUAUUCUGCACUUACCACUGUUGUUUACACCCAACCUCAUGCACACAAUAUCAACGGUACUUGAUCAAACAGCGCUCAACUUUGUCAGUAUUUUCGCAAACUUAUAAUUGUGUAACGUAAUUUAUCACCGCAGCUUGAACUUUAGUUACCUUUUAGCUUAUGCUUGCUUUUAGCCUGUAGCAAAAUCUAUCAACACUGUUUUAUGGUUCUAAUUGUAAGUUUAUAUACCAUAGAACACAUAUGCUAUUGAGAAAUUCUAUUAAAUUUUAAACCCCCUGUUUAAUAACAACCAACUACAAGGAUUUGCAAAUUUUUCAACUGAAAUUGAUUUAACAUCCGCAUUAAAAUUAAGUUUAAAAAAGUAUCUUUUUUUACACGUGGCCAUAUAUAGCAGACUUGGUUUCUCAAAGUGGAUGUGUUCUAUGAUAUAUAUCAAGCCCAUUGUAAUUUGAAGAAGUUGUAACUCUUGCUAAUAAGCAGUGUUUUUGUUUCAUGUUUCUAACAGACUUUGCUUUACUCAAUUGCUGCGUAGCACAUUUAGUUUAUAGAUCACUGUUAAUUGUAUAACUUAUUUCCCGAAGUUAUAAUUUUUGUUUUUGUAUUUUUUGUCAUCCUUUUACGACACAUUUUUACCAGUACUGGUACUUUAAUUGCAAAAGCAUAAUUUCUUAAAUUAUUUUUCAUAUAUUAUGUUUAUGUGUGUAUUUUAAUACAUGCUUAUAUAGCUAUACAGAAGUAAUGGAAAACAGCUUGGUGCGAAUUUGUCUACAGCACUGUGACACUAUUUUGGUUUCAUAGCAUUAAAAUUCUAAAGCACAUGUUAUUUUUGUGGAUAUAGUUACCAAACGGUAAUCUAGCUUUAAAAAAAUGCAGAACUGUUCGAAUAUACUAAACUAUUGAACCCUGCC